UCUUUCUCUUUGACACCAUGUCUGAAAUCCCACGCGAUCUGUCAAAUACUAAUGCAUGAAAAUCCUAACCUCAAAAAAAUCACCCUUUAUAUAAAAGCAAAAGAAAUAAACAAAUGAAGUGAAACAUUAAUCAACCAGAAAACUAUGAAUUUGAGUAAACUAGAUUGUUUGAUUUGCCUGGGCUCAUAUUUGAUGGGCCCCAAUUGCAUAGCUGUGGAAUCGACGCAGUGGUCAGAGCUGGAUAUAACUAGGAUAAUGGAGAAACAUUUAUGGUCCAUUAAACCCAGAACAUUAUCGUCCUGUGUGUGCGCUGAUUGUUGGCAGGAGUUGAAUAGAUUUCAUCUGUUUUAUACUCGAGUUGAGGAAGCCCACAUCAAUAGGGACCUAUCUGUAAAGAACGAAAUUAUAGAAGAUCCCUUGCUAGAGGAACCUUUGCAAGAGGACCUAAAGCCUUUCGAUCUUUGUAUAUUAGAGCCGAAAAUUGAGAUUGAAAGCUUAACCAGUCCAGUCCAGAUUGAAGAUGAAUCCAACAAGAAAGCUCAAAUGGAUGUUGAACACAAAGACAUGGAAAAAAAUUUUGGUUUGAUUUUUGAAAACAAAAACAUCGACAAUGAAAUGGAUUGUGAAAGCAGCAGUUAUUCAAAAAUCGUAAGCUCCUCAAACACUGAAGAGAAUAAUUUGCAUAAAACCAAACGCAUCGCGAAGGGAAAAGGAAGUGCUAUUGCAAAGAUAAAAAUACCUAAAUACAAAUUAGCCAAGUCUGAUGAUUUCCUUAAGAAACAUUUUGAAAUGAUAUGCCACAUAUGCCAACAAAAAUUUGAAGAAUUUCGUUUACUCUGUAACCAUUAUGAUACCGAGCACAACCAACAAGGCUAUGCAUUAUGUUGUGAGAGAAAAUUUUUCGAACGUCAAACCUUAGUAGACCAUAUUCAUUACCACCUAAACCCGGAGUACUUCAAGUGUAAAGUUUGUAACAAAUCAUGGAAAAGUAGGCUUGCACUGUCCAAUCACUUCAAGAUUCACAAAGAGAAAAAAUAUUGUUGCGAUAUAUGCGAUAGAAGAUUUGUCGAAGGCCAUCAGCUGGAAGCACAUAAGGCCACUCAUGUGCCAAAGUCGGAUAAAAAAUUCCCCUGCAAUGAGUGUGGUAAAUUCUAUGCCACCGCGUUAAUACUUUAUAGGCACCAGAAAGCUGUACAUCUCAAAAUAUAUUCAAAAAUUUGCGAUAUUUGUGGACAAACUUUGCCAGAUUCGUCGUCUUUUAAGAUUCACAUGAAGAAGCAUGCUGGUAUAUCGAUAACCGAAAAAUGCGAUGAUUGUGGUAUUACUGUGGCAAAUAAAAGUGCUUUGAAGUUACACAAGAAAGAAAAGCAUCUAAAUACUGAAAAGACUGAACACAAGUGCCACAUCUGUUCAAAGAUAUCACCUACGUUGCGAGCCCUUAAGAAGCAUAUACACGAAGUUCACGCAAUGAGCUACCAGUUUAAAUGUACAUUAUGUAGCAAGGAGUUUAAAAGGGCUGAUAAUUUUAAGGAUCACAUGUCUAGGCAUACCGGCACUCCAAUGUAUUGCUGCCCUUGGUGCCCAAAAACAUUCAACUCCAACGGUAAUAUGCAUCAACAUCGGAAAAAAAUCCAUCCGAUUGAGUGGGCAGAGGAACGAAGUAAAAAGGUUACGUUUUAGGCCCUAUGGAAAAAGUUCAUCAGUUCUGCUUUUGUUGUUCCAAGCAAUGCUGCAGCACUAUGUACGCAUGGAAAGUGUCGAUUUCUACAUUCUAUAUAAAGAAAGUCUUAGUUUUAAUUAAAUACAGCAAAGAGAAAUAGACAAUGAAGAGUUUGUAGAAAUUUUAGAAAAUA
Stomoxys calcitrans (stable fly) is the source of this 1853-nucleotide messenger RNA. RefSeq names its product gastrula zinc finger protein XlCGF26.1. Gene Ontology annotation, biological process: regulation of transcription by RNA polymerase II. The record is from RefSeq and is a predicted model, not a curated record. Gene Ontology annotation, cellular component: chromosome; nucleus. NCBI's taxonomy places the organism in Eukaryota, Metazoa, Arthropoda, Insecta, Diptera, Muscidae. Gene Ontology annotation, molecular function: chromatin insulator sequence binding; zinc ion binding. The transcript has 4 exons. Bases 145 to 1680 code for a protein of 511 amino acids.